UCGUGAGCAUUACUACUCCAUUUCUAAUCAAGAAAAGAAAAAUGGCAGGGGAUAAGGUGAUUCUGCUUGAUUUUUAUCCUAGCAUGUUCGGAAUGAGGGCGAGAGUGGCGUUAUCAGUGAAGGGCGUGGAAUACGAAUACAGAGAGGAGGACUUGCGCAACAAAUCCCAGCUUCUUCUUGAAUCCAACCCCGUUCACAAGAAAAUCCCCGUUUUGAUUCAUAACGGCAAACCCGUUUGUGAAUCGCUCAUCAUUGUUGAGUACAUCGACGAGGUUUGGAACCACAAAUCCCCUCUCUUGCCUUCCGAUCCUUACCAGAGAGCCGAAGCUAGGUUUUGGGCUGAUUACAUCGAUAAAAAAAUGUAUGAUGCUGGGAAAAAGGUAUGGACUACGCAAGGGGAAGAGCAAGAAGCGGGGAAGAAGGAAUUCGUUGAGAUUCUGAAGCAGUUGGAGUCGGAGCUGGGGGAGAAGCCCUUCUUUGGCGGUGACAACUUCGGAUUUGUGGACGUGGCAUUGAUCACAUUUUCGACAUGGUUCCACACCUAUGAGACUUUGGGGAAUUUCAGUAUCAAAGAGCAUUGCCCCAAAUUGAUUGAGUGGGUGAAGAGGUGUUUGGAGAUAGGAGAAGUGUCCAAAGCGUUGGCAGAGCCCAACAAGAUUUAUGACUUUGCUUUGGCCCUCAAGAGCAAGUUUGCUGCCCAGUGAUUUUAUUGCAUAGUCUACUAGCUAGAGUGUGUGUGGCUUUUAUGAGUUGUAUUAUUUUACAGUUUGUUUUUACAAUAAUAAAGAUCUAGACUCUCUGGACUA
Molecule: messenger RNA, 806 nt
Organism: Salvia hispanica
Lineage: Eukaryota; Viridiplantae; Streptophyta; Magnoliopsida; Lamiales; Lamiaceae
Product: glutathione S-transferase U19-like
Biological process (GO): glutathione metabolic process
Cellular component (GO): cytoplasm
Molecular function (GO): glutathione transferase activity
Source: RefSeq, a predicted model, not a curated record